AUGAAGGCAUUAAGUUCAGAUGAAGUCGACAAAUCUAAUAAUGUAUGGUGUUUUAUUGACGAUGUAUUUUUCAUCAUCAAAAAAAGUCUUAUUCGAUCUCUUUCAUCUGGUAAUGUGGAUACUAUUUGUGAUAUGGUGAAUUAUAGUUGUUCAAUACUAAUUGAUCUUAUGGUAAAUGAUUUUCUGGGCAACAUUAUUCGUACAGGGUUUUCUUCAGGUUGGGUGCAAGAUGCAUACAGUUAUGUUCAGAAUAGUGUUGCUGUGGUAUCAUCAUUCAAUAUGAUUGGACCUAAUUCACUUGCAAGAUAUCAUUUUCUAGUUACUCUUAAUAGUGUUGAAGCAUCUCAAAAGAAUUUACUGUCUCUUGUUGAUCAUCUUGAAAGUGAAUUAAAUUUACUUUAUCAAAAUCAAGAAAUCAAUUCACAGAAACUUAAUAUGUGUAUCACGGAAUUAAAAGUUUCUAUCUCAGAUCAACUUCAAGCAUUACUUGAUUCUGCCUUCGAGCAUCUUUCAACUAGUGUUAUUCAAAGUCAAGUAAAAACAUUGUUAAAUGUUUUCAAGUCAUUGAAAUGUGACUUACUUGAGGAGGAUUUAGAUGUUUUCGCUGCUAAUGAUAGAUGGAUUGAAUCAUGUAUAGCUCAUACAGAGGAUUUUCUCAGACCAUUUAGGGUAUUAAAGUUUGAUACUUUAGUUAUUUUUUAUAAUCAUACUGUUUCUGUAACUGUAGCUAUAUAA
Molecule: messenger RNA, 735 nt
Organism: Schistosoma rodhaini
Lineage: Eukaryota; Metazoa; Platyhelminthes; Trematoda; Strigeidida; Schistosomatidae
Source: the annotation of a GenBank genome assembly